GGGUUGCCAUCGUUUCCGCAGCAAUCAGUGAGAGCCCGAGCCCAGUUUUCGCUGCGCUGCCCUCCACCGGCUGUCCCGCAUCAUGUUUCGAAGUGCCGCACGACUGACAUGCUCCGGUGUCCGGGGUUUAACACGAUCAAGACCUCAAUACACAGCCCCUCUGGCUGCUCGUAGCUACUCACAUGGCAAACAGGAGACCGACGAAGAGUUUGACGCUCGUUGGAUCACCUACUUCAACAAGCCAGACAUUGAUGCGUGGGAGCUGAGGAAAGGCAUGAAUACCCUGAUUGGGUAUGACCUGGUUCCGGAACCCAAAAUCCUAGAAGCAGCUCUGAGAGCCUGCCGGAGGCUAGACGACCUGGCCAGCGCCAUCCGCAUCCUGGAGGCCGUCAAGGACAAAUCUGGCCCCCACAAAGAGAUCUACCCCUUCUUGAUUCAAGAGCUCCGGCCAACCCUGACUGAACUUGGUAUUUCCACACCUGAGGAACUUGGCAUCGACAAAGUAUAGAUGUUUUCAUGUCUGGUCUUCCGAUGGACUGCUGACAUUACGUGACGGCGGCCCUCUGUACUUGAAGUCUGAUGUUAUGAUAUAUGUGUGAUAUUUAAUUGGCCUUUAUUAUGUUCUUUUGCUUGUAAAAUAAUGACGGACUUAAUAAAGGGAGAUUUAUCUUUACGACA
Clupea harengus (Atlantic herring) is the source of this 678-nucleotide messenger RNA. It is a transcript of the gene cox5aa, whose product is annotated as cytochrome c oxidase subunit 5Aa. Gene Ontology annotation, biological process: mitochondrial electron transport, cytochrome c to oxygen. NCBI's taxonomy places the organism in Eukaryota, Metazoa, Chordata, Actinopteri, Clupeiformes, Clupeidae. Gene Ontology annotation, cellular component: mitochondrial inner membrane; respiratory chain complex IV. The record is from RefSeq and is a predicted model, not a curated record.